This is a messenger RNA of Solanum tuberosum (potato), 2198 nucleotides long. RefSeq names its product F-box protein FBW2-like. The record is from RefSeq and is a predicted model, not a curated record. The transcript is spliced from 2 exons. Gene Ontology annotation, molecular function: protein binding. The coding region runs from base 1004 to 1942 and encodes 312 amino acids. Lineage: Eukaryota; Viridiplantae; Streptophyta; Magnoliopsida; Solanales; Solanaceae.
UAUAUAUAUAUAUAGUGUAAUUUUCAGGGGAAUCUCCUUGUGCCCCUAGUUCGACCCCUACAAAAGCGUCGGAUGACACCCCUUAUUGUAGUUUAAAGAGGGGUUGUUUAAUUGAAAAUAGUGAUCUUGGAGUAUUUGUUUAUGGAGAAAUUUGUUUGAUGGAUUAAUAUGAUAGGGGAAACUUGUUUGUGUUCUCAUAUGGAGUAAUGUAGAGGUCCAACAGAUGAGUUUGGUGGAGGUUUUUAGCUGUUGGCUUCGGUUAAGAACUGGUAAAUCACUGGAAAAGAAUCCCAAAAUGUUAACAAAAGUUAUUGAAAACUUCUGAAAUAAACAAUUCAUGAUGAUAAGGCCCCUAGAAAUGAUUCAUUCAAUAUAUCAUAUGUAACUUAUACAAAUUCAAUAAAUAAAUAAAAAUAAGGAGAAAUAAACAGUUUAUAACAAGAAGAUAGAAAUGGGCAAGAUAAUUUCAAGGCCAAAUAGAUAAGAGGUCCCUUAUACUUGACUCCAAUUUUCAUUUUAACACCUCAACUAGGACCGGUACCUAUUGAACUCUUGAACUUAAUUGAAAGUGUACCUAUUAAACACAAAACCUUAUGUGGCACAAAAAGUGUUUUUUAACCAGUGAUGAGCCCGUGAAUCACUUGAGUCCUCUUUCCCCUUCACCUUCUACGCCGCCAGCCCACCACAAGAAAUUUGACAUAUCUCAAGAAAAUGAUAUUAAAUGAAUUAGUUAUAUUAUUAAAUAAAAAAAAUCAUUUAUGGAAAAAUUAUUAAUAACUUUGCAUUUAGCAAAAAGUAAAAGUCCAAAUCACAAAACUUUAAUGUGUAGUAAAAUUCUAAGGAAUACGAAAUUACACACACGUAUCUGACAUUUGUCAGCCGUAAGAUGAGUUACUAUGAAAGAAUGUCUUGACACGUGUCACUCAUCUAAACACUCUCCCAGCAAAACCAAAACCCCAAGAAGGGAAAACUCCAAGAGCUAAUACUUAGCUUUCUCUCCAAAAUGGAAAAAGAGAGAGAAGAAAUGGAAUCUAUGAAUGGUCCGAGCAAAAGGGUAUGCAUUCGUGUCGAAAACGGCGCCGUUUGCACCACCGGAGGUAGGUGGGAUGAGUUAAACCCUGAGAUAUUAGCAUCAAUUUUCCUAAGGAUUGUUCCGCCGGAUCUGAUGGUGAGGUUGGUGGUGUUAGUUUGCCGGAAUUGGAUGGAGACGGUAUCCGGUCCUUCCUGCUGGACGGAGAUUGAUCUGGAAGACUGGUGCCGGAAAUGCUGCAUUGCUAAGCGUCCCCACCUGAUUGACCCUGUUGUCCGCAAAGUUGUUCGCCAGAGCAGGUCCACAGUCCAGCGACUCUCCACUUACCGUCUCGGCAUAUCUGGAUUCUCCUCCGCUGCUAGCCGUGGAAGAUGUCUCAAGACACUGCAAAUCCCUAUGUGUGAAGUCACUGACCAGGUGGUUGAAAAGCAUGUGAGGUUCUUGGCCAAUCUUACCUUCUUGGACAUCAGUUACUGUUUAAAGAUCACGGAGAAGGGUCUGAAAGCUUUCGGAACACAAUGCAAGUCCUUGACUCAUUUCCGAAGAAACAUGCCUCUUUGGGAGCUGCCCACCAGUGUUGAAGCUUCUGAUGUCAAUGAUCAGGAGGCGCUGAUUAUAGCGGAAACUAUGAAAGGUCUCCAGCGCCUUGACUUUGCUUUCAACCGGUUGAGCGAUACUGGCAUUGAGGCUAUUCUCACCCAGUGUAAGGCACUAACACACCUUGAAAUCCAAGGGUGUUGGAAUGUGGAGCUGAAGGGUGAUCUUGAGGUAAGAUGUAAAAAGCUUGUAGACUUUCGGAGCCCUUGGAUCGAUGAACAUGAGGAUAACCUUGUUGAUUCCUCGGAUAAUGAAGAUGAAUCUGAUGAUGAGUCAAUCUACUCUGAAUCGCCCUCUUCAUCAGAUUUGGAUUAGAUGGUUGCAUUGCACCACCUUCUAAGUCUCUUUAUGCUGUUGUUUUGGGAGAUUUUGGAUUCGUAUCUAUGCAGAUCACUGCGCGUAGACAUUCUAAAUAUGGGUUUUUGUUUGUCUUUGAGACAUGUUAUCAGUAAGAGUUGUAAACUCUAUGCUUGAAACUUGAAUUAGUACUUAAAGCUUUGCUAUGCUGUUUGAUGAAAUUACUAUAUGCUGCAAUGAACAUGUUACUUAUCUAUUAUUUCUGGCUUCUUUA